Molecule: messenger RNA, 1047 nt
Organism: Caenorhabditis elegans
Lineage: Eukaryota; Metazoa; Nematoda; Chromadorea; Rhabditida; Rhabditidae
Gene: sra-29
Product: Serpentine receptor class alpha-29
Exons: 5
Coding region: 1-1047 (348 amino acids)
Biological process (GO): G protein-coupled receptor signaling pathway; sensory perception of chemical stimulus
Cellular component (GO): membrane
Molecular function (GO): G protein-coupled receptor activity
Source: RefSeq, marked reviewed
AUGGAAAAUUUGAAUCCAGCUUGUGCGAGUGAAGAUGUUAAAAAUGCUUUGACAUCUCCAAUAAUGAUGUUAAGUCAUGGAUUUAUUCUGAUGAUAAUCGUUGUCAGUUUCAUUACUACAGCGUUAGCUGUUCAAACUCUUUGGUAUAAAAACGUAUUUCCAUUUUGUACCAAAAACCUUUUGCUAUCGGCUAUUGUUAAUGGAAUUUUUCACCAAUCUACAGUCGCUGAAAUUCGCUUGAAAACUGUGUAUCAUUUGAUCCGUUACUCAAAUGCUCCAUGCUCAAUCCUAUUUCAAUCAUCAGAUUGUUUUUAUGAUAAUUUCUUAUAUUAUCAAACUGCCCUCUUCUCAAGUUUUUAUUGUGUUUCUCUAUUCCUUGACAGACUUUUUUCUUUAAAUCCAAGAUCAUUCUACAACUCCCAUCAAACACUUGGUUUUAUUGUUUUCCUUAUUCUUCAAAUAAUAUGUCCAAUUGCUAUUCAAUUUUGGACAUUUCACGAUUCAGAUUACACGAGCUAUGUUCCAAUGUGCAAUUAUCCACCAGCUUCGUCAGUUUCGGGAACUAAAUUUUAUUUUAUAAAUGAUAGUCGGAUAAUUAUCAUGGGGACUAUUUUUAUGUGUUCUCUUUUUCUGUAUAUUCACAAUAAAUCUCGAGAAAAAAGAAUGAUAUUUAAUGUCUAUAAUACUGAUUCCCGGUAUAAGUCUUAUGAGAAUUUCUUGGCCACCAGAGCAGUAUGUAUAAUUAUAUUUUCUCAAAUUACUUGCCUUGGUAUUACGUCGUUCGUUCCAUCAAUAUUCAAUCAAUUUCGACAAUCGAUUUCUCCGGAUUGGUUCCAUUUAAUACUUGCAUUUAUGGCGGGUGCAACCUACUCAAAUUUUUUCCUUCCAUUAAUUGUAAUAUAUGAAACACAACUAAUAAUUGCCCAUCGUCAUAAACUGAUCAAAAAACUAAAAAGCCAAAAAGAAGAAUUUUCGGAUCACUUUGCGUCUCUUGAUUUUGUAUGGGAGCGGGAAGCAAAUAAGAAAAAAACUCAAUUGGUUCAAUGA